Molecule: messenger RNA, 2922 nt
Organism: Hypomesus transpacificus
Lineage: Eukaryota; Metazoa; Chordata; Actinopteri; Osmeriformes; Osmeridae
Product: immunoglobulin-like domain-containing receptor 2
Biological process (GO): pancreas development
Cellular component (GO): membrane
Source: RefSeq, a predicted model, not a curated record
AUCCCGUUUAUAGGCUACUCGAGCGCAGCCGACCAAAGAAUGAGUAGAGCAACGGGAAAAGCGUAAUCAUGUGGAUUAAUUACCGCUAACUUGAGUAAAAACUGCUUUUUGAAAUUGAAAAUGGACACAGAUCGGCGGAUUCUGUUUCUCAUAGUUGUGUGCGUGUGUCAGGGGGUGCAGGUCACCGUCCGCGAGGACAAGCGCUACGCCAUGCUCUUCCAGUCGGUGGUCCUGCAGUGCCAGUUCCAGACCCCCUCCACCCAGACCCCCGUGGUCCAGUGGUGGUACAAGUCCUACUGCCGUGACCGCACCAAGGACGCCUUCAGCUUCCCAGAGAGCCUGGGGGUCCAGGGCUCUGACCUGGGCCUCGCGUCCCACCUGGAGUGCUCCGACAGCAGCCGCACCGUCAGGAUCGUGGCCUCCGGCCAGGGAGCCUCCAUGACUCUGGCCGAGUACUACAAGGGCAGAGACAUCGCCAUCAUCAACAAGGCCGACCUGCGUAUCGGGGAGCUCCAGUGGGGUGACAGCGGCGUGUACUCCUGUCACGUGGUCAUCGCUGACGACCUGGAGGGGAAGAACGAGGCACAUGUUGAGUUACUGGUGUUAGGUAGCCCAGGUAAAGGUGGGCUGGACGAUCUCCUGCCUGGCUUUGAUGUGGAGAUCAUGCCAGAGUGGGUGUUUGUGGGAUCUGUAGUCCUGGGCAGCAUCCUGUUCCUGUUGUUGGCGGGCAUCUGUUGGUGCCAGUGCUGCCCUCACUCCUGCUGCUGCUACGUUAGCUGCUGCUGCUGCCCUGACACAUGCUGCUGCCCACGCCACCUCUAUGAAGCCGGGAAGAUGGCCAAGAGUAUGCAGCCCCCCCAGAUCACUGUGUACCCCCCCUACUACAUCCCUGGGGUACCCAGCAUCGUACCCCUCGCCCCCCCGUCCCUGGUCGACCCCAACAUGGUGUCAGUCCCCUCAUUGGACAACAACCUAGCCGGGGUGCGCAGUGGCUAUCGUCUGCAGCCUGGUCAGGGCAGAGACUCUACGAAGGUUCUGUACUACAUAGAGAAGGACCUGGGGCAGGUCCCCUCUGACAAGAUGGCCGCUCUCCAAUCAAGCAGCCUAUCAGAGCUGAGCUCUCUGCAUGAGACCGGAGAGACGGACUUCAGGCAGACCUAUCGGACGGUCCAGAUGAACGCCCUCCCGCCCAUCGCCGACCUCGAUGACCAGUCGUUGCUCAUGGUAGCUCCACCCCUACAGAGUCGCAGGCCUGGCAGGCACCAUGGCAACCACCAUGGCAACCACACCAGUGAGGAGCGGGACAGCAGGUGGAACCCUCGCUCCGAGCACCUGCAGAGGAAGACCCUGAGCAGCAGGGGGCGCACCGGCUCCCUGGACGAGCUAGAGGAGUUCGCCCAAUCCUACGUGCCCCACGGGCGCCGCGGCGAAACGCACGACCGUGGCUACAACCCCGAGGUCAGAGGGCGUGACCGCUUCCCCCCCUCCUACCCGGACUGCAGCCCCCCGCGGCGUUACCACGACGACCAGGACGACGACUGGCACCGCCGUAGCCCCUCCCCCUUGAUGCAGAAGAGGCGGGGCACCUGGGACAGCGACCGGCCCUCCAGACCGUCCCACCGCCAAGGUGGCCGUGGCGACGGCUACGAUGACGGCUUCCUCAACAGCCUAUUAGAACGCAAGGCGAGAGGCCGGGGCGGGGGGAGGGAGGGGGGGGAGGGAGGGGGGAGGGCAGAGGAGGACAGCGACACGCCUUCCAAGGGAAGUUCCAAAGGCAAGGGCAGCGACUGUUACUAUAGCCGGUCGCCUAGCAACAGACCCGAAGAGGAGGACUCCUUGCCUCCGUACUCAGAGCGGGAGUUUGAGAACGGGAGGUACCGCAAGGGCGAUCCCAGCGCAGAACGCUACCGCACCAUAGAACCGCCUCCCACGGAACGCUACAAGACAAUGGAACCGCCUCCUACGGAACGCUACAAGACAGUGGAACCGCCUCCUACAGAAAGCUACAAGACAGUGGAACCGAAUCCUCCAGAACGUUACCGCACCACCGAUCCGGCUGCCAGACCGUUCUCCUACACGCGCCCCGCCCAAGGGAGCGCCCACACCCUGCAGGGGGGGGGAGAGGAGCGAGACAGGACCAGGAAACUGAGCCCUGCACUCAGCAGAGAUUCUCUCAUAGUGUGACUCAGAGAGGGGGGGUCCUGAGCCCCAGGACUGCCUGUUCUCAACAUUACACACCACUCGUUUACAGCAGCAUGCAGCCACCUCGGAAAGACUAACCAGCCUUAACGCAGCAGCCAGGGAAACAGGGCUUUAACAUGACACACCGCGAGGUCUUGACUGGAGGAAGGAAGAUGACUGGAUCGAAUAACUGUAAGGAUGCUGAAAAUCUAAAGGCCUUGUUGGAAUUGAAAAUGUGUUUUGGGUGAGCGUGUGUAUGUGUGAUAGUGUGAAAAUACAGCAUAUCCAUGAUCCGUGUAUAUCCAUCUGUCCUUCCUUGUUUUUUACAAAAACUAUGAAGAUGGAUGAAGGGGUACCCUGAUAAACUCUUACACGGGCUCAUCGUUCUCUGAUUUGUAACGACACAUUUUAUCUGUUCGUCAAUACAAAAAGCACAAAAAUGUUGAUCCUGCCGUAUGAGGUUUCUCAGGUUCACUUGAUGUGUGAGUGAGUGUAUGUUAAUACUGUACCUUUACAUUGCCUACUGAGCUUGAAUUUGUAUUGCAGAUUGGAAUUGCACUGUGUGUAGCUAUAGCCACUAGUAUUACAAUGUCAGGCUCUCUAGGUGACAUGAUGAGACUAGGGUUGAUAUUAUGGCAUUCAGCCAUAGCCAGCAUUUGUACUUCACUCAUUUGAUACGGAUGAUUUUGAUAUAAAACACUUACUGCUUGUUUAACACUGUGUGGGUGUGUUUACUCUGAC